Messenger RNA from Poecilia reticulata (guppy), 2649 nucleotides. RefSeq names its product nucleoredoxin-like protein 1. The record is from RefSeq and is a predicted model, not a curated record. Gene Ontology annotation, biological process: photoreceptor cell maintenance. Lineage: Eukaryota; Metazoa; Chordata; Actinopteri; Cyprinodontiformes; Poeciliidae. Gene Ontology annotation, cellular component: mitochondrion.
CACUCGACGCUUGUUUCAAACCUAUCUAACUCCAUUUUACAUUUUCCCACAGUGCGUCUUUCUACCCCACUGUGCAUGUCCGUCCUCGCUUUGCAAUCCAAUUUGUCCUCCUCUCCUUUAUCCUUCCCCUCCUCCCCUCCCUUCUUCAUUUGAAGUAAUAAGAUUUCUGCUGUUCAGCGGAGAGUUUUAGAAACACACACACACACACACACACACACACACACACACACACACACACACACACACACACACACACACACACACACACAUUGAAAAGCAACCUCUACCCCUCAAUUACUGCGCUGCCACACCUCCAGCUAUCUCUAAUCUCCUUCGGUGGACCUCGGAGUGCAGGCUGAAACAAAUUACAGAGCGGGGCGAGGAGGCAGCGAAAGGUGUCACUAAAAAUAACAAACUUCGCAGGAUUCAGAAAGAAAGGAAGAAGAAUGAAGACGGAUCAAAUAAAAAUGAGGACGAUUUGACGGAGGAGGAGGGAAGCUGCGGAUUUAUUUCUCGUAGGAGUGUGAGGAGUUUCAAGGGAGGACUUCCCCAUCGCUGCCCGCCAACAUGGUGGACCUGUUCCUCGACCGAGUUCUUGUGGAGAACAACUCGGACCAGGACGAGCUCAACACGGAGCGCGAGAUCAUCGGGAUCCUGGAGAACCGCGUCCUGCUGCUCUUCUUUGCGUCGGCCGAGUGUGAGAAGUGCCAGAGGUUUGUGCCCGUCCUCAGCAGCUUCUUCAGGAAGCUGAAAGAUCCAGCGUACAUCGAAUACCCCAAACUGCUCGCUCUCAUCUACAUCAGCUUGGACCAAUCUGAGGAGCAGCAGAGAGAAAUCCUCAAAGAGCUCCACAAAAGGACUUUGUUUUUGGGGUUUGACGACCCGUACAGAAAGGAGCUCCAGGCCAUGUUUAAGGUGAAGGACGUCCCAGCGGUGGUGGUCUUGCGUCCCGACGGCUCCGUCCUCUCUCCGAACGCCGUGCGGGACAUCUGCCGCCUCGGCACCGACUGCUUCCGCAACUGGCAGGAGUCGGCGGAGCUGGUGGAGCGGACCUUCAUGCUCAACGAGGAGUUCGACGACCCCAACCUGCGGAGCGCCACCGACCCCGUGAGGAGGCUCAAGUACAAGACCGAAGACGACAAGAGGAACAAGAGAUGGUGGAAGUUGUGGGUGAAGGGAAAGGACGGGAACGGCGAGGAGGAAAAAGACGAAGCAUGGGACAUGAAGAGAAAGAGUGCAGAUAGAGGAAUUUGGCGAAAGAGAUGAAAGAGUUUUUGAUUUUUUAUGAUAUAGCUUAACUGUUUUUUUUGCUGUCUUCAAUCUAAUUCUGCUCAUCUAAAAACAAACCACACCUGUUGUUGCUGCUGUGACCCAACACCGUUUUCAAAAAAUGUGAAAUUAUAGAUUAUACAUUAUGUAUUUAAGUAAAAAAAUUAAUGGUCUAUAUUUUUUUAUUAUAGAUAAAAUACUCAGAACUGUACAAAGACAUUUGUUGAAUUAAAUUUAAAUUUUUUUUUUUCCUUUUAUUUUUUUUUAGGUUUUCUGGAUAAAAACGUCUGCAAAUAAAAUACCAAAGAUAAGAAACUAAAAAGUAUUAACUUUACAUCAAACAUUUUUGAAAAAUGUUGCUUAAUUCUGUUAAACAAAACAGAGAUAAAACUCUAAAGAGUUUUAUCUCUGUUUUGUAAUUCUCCUCGAGUUUUGUAACUCGCCUUGUAAAUACCAACGUUAUCUACACCAAGCAGAGGAAUAAAACUGAUACCAGUAAACAAAAGUAUUUUAAUUUUCUACUUUUGCCCUAAUGUUAGCACUAUGGCUGAGCUAGCUAUAAUGCUAACAUAGAGCUCAGCUAUACUAUAGCUAAACUAGCUACUAUAGGAGCUAUGCUGCUGGAUCAGCUGCAGUAGCUAUACUAACUAGCUCAGCUACAGUAGCUAUAGUAGCUAGCUCAGCUACAGUAACUAUAGCAGCUAGCUCAGCUACAGUAGCUAUCAUAGCUAGCUCAGCUACAGUAGCUAUUGUAGCCAGCUCAGCUACAGUAGCUAGCUCAGGUACAGUAGCUAUUGUAGCUAGCUCAGCUAUAGUAGCUAGCUCAGCUGCUGUAGCUACAGUAGCUAGCUCAGCUGCAGUUGCUAUAGUAGCUAGCUCAGCUAAGUUCAAAGCAUAUUUGUGGGAAUGUUUAUUUAUUUUGGCCAAUAUAACCAUGGAAAGUGUGUCCAAUGGUUUUCAAGUUUGCUGUUGCUGAUGUUGAUUUAGAAAGCUGUAAAAGUGACUCUUGGACUUAAGUAAAUAUUCAUUUAUUAAAAUGUUGUUUAUAAAAAAUCUGAGUAAUUUAAUUUUAUGUCUGUGUGAUUGAACCCACUCAUUUCACUUAGAGCUUUUAGGAUUCCUUUUUGCUGUCAGAUUCAAUAUAUAAGAACAAUAUUGAAAAUUGUAUCUAUUUAUGGAACUCAGUUCAUUAAAUGGAAGCAGUGUUUCAAGAUGAAUCACUGUCAGACUCAUGUAUUAGUCAUUAUUUCAGUUUGAAGUUAUAUUCCACUGCCAGCCAAUGAAAACACACUUAUAUCAGAUCAUGUCAAUAAAAUCAUUAAUACAGAACUGUGGGCCUGUACAAAUCCCUAAACAAUAAACGUCUUGUUGCUCACUUCA